CAUAAAAUACUGAUAGGUCUUUUGGAAUGUUUUCGUUUACUUCAAAUGAAGAUGACCUAAAAUAGGAAAUAAUUGGCUACCAAUAGAUUCACGUGAAAGUCAUUACACACCCUCAAAUCAAUGUAGACUGGACCUAGGAUGACCCAAAGACAGGACGUGCUGCAGAAACAACGCCCAUUAUACACCAUAACGAAAGAAAAAUGUCAGGGAUUCGCUUAGCCUUUCUUAUUGUUCUUUGUUUAUCGUCAUUAUCCAUAAUUGCGAUUGGUUUAAACUUGCUGCUACAUGUACCAAGGCCUGUCAUAAAAGCAUCCAAUAGACGAACGUUCGAAUUCGAAAGCAUCACUGAUGAAGCAAACAACAUAUCGACACUUAUUGAUUUAUUGAGAAAUACUCUGGUUAAUUCAAAUGAGUCGGUGACCACAAAAGCUGUUCAUGCCAAAAAAGCGCUUAAACCAACAGCAAGACCAGACCAAUGUGUAUCGUGUUUCCCCCAAUCUUCUUACAUUUUUCCCAACUAUAACGUCUGCUCAACGGAGCAUCCAAGGUCACAAGACGUGAAACUACUAUUGCUCAUUUUUACAACUUAUGAAAAAACAAGGAAUCGGGAGGCACUGCGUAAGACAUGGACUAGUAUUGCAGAAAAUAACACAGCGAGGGUCAGAUACGUCUUUCUUUUGGGGAAACAUGACGACCACAACUGGAAUAAAAAAGCCUUGGCUGAAGCAAAGCACUAUGGAGAUAUCGUCAUCAGCGAUUUUAGAGAAGUUUACAAAAACCUCACUUUAAAGACAAUAUCUGGUUUUCAAUGGGCCGCUGGAUUUUGCCCGAACGCCAAAUAUAUUAUGAAAACAGAUGACGACAUGUGGGUGAACACUCCAAAACUGUUAAAGAAUUUAGACAGGUGGCAUAUUUCGAAAGAAGUUGUAGGAUUCUGUCUUCCAGUUGAUGAUGUCCAUCGAGAAAAGGAUUCCAGGUGGUACGUUAGUCCACUCGAAUAUCCCCAUUCCAAAUACCCGGGUUUCUGUUCGGGAACUGGAUACGUCACCACCAUGAGCGUCAUGCAGGCCAUUGUCGGCGUCUCUCCACAUAUACCGUAUUUCUUCCUAGAAGACAUUUAUGUAGCCAUUUGCAUUAAGAAAUUGGGAUAUAAACUGCGUAGAUUGAGGGGCUUUUACAAUGACAAGGUGCCUUUUGACCCAUGCAUGUAUCAACAAAUGAUAACAAGUCACAACGUCACAAUGUGGGAAUUAGAAGAGGCAUGGAGUCCAAAAUGUUCCGGUACAGAUAUUGCCAAAGAAACUUACCACUUAAAACAUGCAAUUUCUCACAAGAAGAUGAACAUUAAAUUUCCUCUAUUUAAGAUAACAAGUCGAACAUCGAAUUUAUCCCCUUAAACUUAAAGAGAUUCUCGGGUAUAUUUUUGUAGUAUUUUUAUUGUAUUACCAGGUUUACUAAAGGAAGACAUUGCAAGGAUACCUUCCUGAUAAAAGCAAGGAAAUACACACAUGCCUUCAUACUUUAUUUCGUACCAGAAAAUAACAUGGGCAGGUAUAGCAUUUUUUCAAAAAUGUUGUUUGGAAAGAAUAACCUUAACGAAGCGUAUAGCCUUUUUAUUUUUUCGUGAAGCUACUCGGUAAAAUUACGAUUUAUCUGCACCCUGAUAUCGUAUCAACAUCAUUCGAGUAUCUAUGUGUUCCUGACACGUUUGGGCAUCCGGUAAUGACAACGUCUACCCAAUGUUUGCACGCGAAAUUGACGCAAUUCAUGACUGAAAU
This is a messenger RNA of Owenia fusiformis, 1778 nucleotides long. The record is from the annotation of a GenBank genome assembly. NCBI's taxonomy places the organism in Eukaryota, Metazoa, Annelida, Polychaeta, Sabellida, Oweniidae.